GUGUACUUGUGUUCUUAGACACGUUGAGAGAUAGUAUCUCUCUCGGUUGAUUCAAAGGAAGGAUUGUUUCCUUUGAAGGAUUCGUUGAGGAGAAUGAUAAAAUCGAUGAGAUGUUUGAACGAUUCUCCAAAAUCGUCAAUGAUCUCCAUGCUCUCAAGAAGACGUACACGGACAAGGAGCUUGUGAGAAAAAUCCUGUGGAGUCUCACACCGGAAUGGCGCUCCAAAGUCGAUGCCAUCCAAGAGUCCAUCAGCAUCACCAAUGUCACCAUCGACGGGCUUAGAGGUAACCUCAAAACCUAUGAGUCUACCAUUCUUUUCCCCUCUUUAGGUGAACAAAAGAAGAAGGGGAUUGCACUCAAGGCUUCCACGAGCCAAGAACCCGUCGUGGAGGAAUCAAGCGAUGAAGACAACGAGUUCGGGCUCGUUGUCAAGAAAUUCCACAAGUUCAUGUGCAAGGAGUAUGAACGAAAGAGCAAGAGGCAUGGAGGACCACCCAAGUGCUAUUGGUGUGGAGAAGUUAGGCAUAUCAAACCAAAAUGCCCAAAUGCCAAGAAUGAGAAGGAGAAGAAAUCAUUCAAAAAGCACCGAGCAUACAUUUCGUGGGGAGCUGAUUCCGGCGACGAGUCAUCGGAAGGCGAAGAAAAUGAAAGCGCCAACCUUUGCCUCAUGGCACACAAGGAACCACCGGAAGAGGAAUUGGAACUCGAUUGUAUCUCUUGUGUACUUGGCCUUGCACUUGAUUCGUUGGAGAACAUCUAUCUCAACGACAAUGACGAAGGAGACAACUCAAAGGAAAGCCAAGAUGAAGAAGUAGAGCCACUUGUAAACGAGGAACAACCACAAGAGGAGGAAACGCCAAUGCCAAGGGCAUGGAGGACUUCAAAGAACCAUCCUCUUGACAAGGUAAUCGGUGACAUCAACCGAAAGCCAAGGAAGUUCAACCACACCGCUCUCUCUCAAGAGGACACGAAGACGCUUCAUGCGAUGAUUCACAACGCCAACAUCAAUUGGCGUAAGUUUGUGAUGACUCACAUGUUCAAUGCCACCUCCGACAACCGGCCGCUUCCGUAUGCUCUUCUCGUCAUGACGAUCCUUGAUGAGUUCCACAUCAAUACGGACGUCGGGCCAAAAUGCAAAGGGACGAAGCAUUGGGAGAUUGAUGAUUCCUCCUUCCACUCGGGCUCCGACGAGACUCCGUUUCGACAGCCUCGUCCAUGCCGCCAACCAAGGGCCACCGUUUCAACCAACCCUUCUCUUGCCGAGCAAAUGGCCGCCUUGACCGCCACUCUCUCUCGGAUUGACACCAACAUCUCCCAAACGGCCAAAAAUAUCAAUAUUUUGAGCCCUGAGCUUCACUGAUAUUUUGACUUUGUCAACUACUCCUACGCUCAAAUGGUCCCUUAUGUUCCUACGCCAAACCUCGGUGGUGAACCAAGCGGGACUAACAACGUUG
Molecule: messenger RNA, 1455 nt
Organism: Cuscuta campestris
Lineage: Eukaryota; Viridiplantae; Streptophyta; Magnoliopsida; Solanales; Convolvulaceae
Source: the annotation of a GenBank genome assembly